AUGGAGCUCAAGGAGAACACCAUCAUCGUGGUCCUUGGUGCCUCCGGAGACCUGGCCAAGAAGAAGACCUUCCCGGCCCUGUUUGGUCUUUACCGCAACCAAUUCCUCCCCAAGGAUACCAAGAUCGUCGGCUAUGCGCGCACAAAGAUGGACCACGACGAGUACCUCAAGAGGGUCAAAUCUUACAUCAAGACCCCAACCAAGGAUAUUGAGCGGCAACUCGAGGAAUUCUGUGAGGCGUGCUCCUAUGUCUCUGGCCAGUACGACAAGGACGAGUCGUUCAACGAGCUCGACGCCCACCUGAAGAAGCUCGAGCAAGGCCGCAACGAGGCCCACCGCGUCUUCUACAUGGCCUUGCCGCCCAGUGUCUUCACCAUAGUCUCCCAGCACCUCAAGAAGUGCUGCUACCCUACUAACGGCAUUGCUCGCAUCAUUGUCGAGAAGCCAUUUGGUAAGGACCUGGCCAGCUCUCGGGAGCUCCAAAAGUCUCUGGAGCCCGACUGGAAGGAGGACGAAAUCUUCCGCAUCGAUCACUACCUCGGAAAGGAAAUGGUCAAGAACAUUCUGAUUCUCCGAUUUGGCAACGAAUUCUUUGGCGCGACAUGGAACCGCCACCACAUCGACAAUGUCCAAAUCACAUUCAAGGAGCCCUUUGGAACUGAGGGCCGAGGUGGAUACUUUGACGAGUUCGGCAUCAUCCGCGACGUCAUGCAGAACCAUCUGCUCCAAGUCUUGACUCUCCUGGCGAUGGAGCGCCCCAUCUCGUUCUCUGCUGAGGACAUCCGCGACGAGAAGGUGCGCGUGCUGAGGAGCAUCCCGCCCAUUGAGCCCAAGAACGUCAUCAUUGGCCAGUACGGAAAAUCCCUGGACGGCACCAAGCCCUCGUACAAGGAGGACGAUACUGUCCCCAAGGACUCCCGGUGCCCGACCUUCUGCGCGCUCGUUGCCUACAUCAAGAACGAGAGGUGGGAUGGUGUGCCUUUCAUCAUGAAGGCUGGCAAGGCGCUCAACGAGCAAAAGACUGAAAUCCGGAUUCAGUUCAAGGACGUUACUAGUGGUAUCUUCAAAGACAUCCCCCGGAACGAGCUCGUCAUGCGCAUCCAGCCCAACGAGAGUGUAUACAUCAAGAUGAACUCCAAGCUGCCUGGACUGAGCAUGCAGACCGUCGUCACAGAGCUUGACCUGACCUACCGGCGGCGAUUCUCUGACCUCAAGAUUCCUGAGGCUUAUGAGUCCCUGAUCCUCGACGCCCUCAAGGGCGACCACUCCAACUUUGUCCGAGACGACGAGCUCGACGCCAGCUGGAGGACAUUCACGCCGCUCCUCCACUACCUGGAUGACAACAAGGAGAUCAUCCCUAUGGAGUAUCCCUAUGGCUCUCGGGGUCCGGCCGUGCUGGACGACUUCACUUCAUCGUAUGGCUACAAGUUCAGCGAUGCUGCUGGCUACCAGUGGCCGCAGACCUCGGCCGCUCCUCCCAACAAGUUGUAA
Microdochium trichocladiopsis is the source of this 1491-nucleotide messenger RNA. RefSeq names its product glucose-6-phosphate 1-dehydrogenase. NCBI's taxonomy places the organism in Eukaryota, Fungi, Ascomycota, Sordariomycetes, Xylariales, Microdochiaceae. The record is from RefSeq and is a predicted model, not a curated record. Bases 1 to 1491 code for a protein of 496 amino acids. The transcript has 5 exons. Gene Ontology annotation, biological process: pentose-phosphate shunt, oxidative branch; glucose metabolic process. Gene Ontology annotation, cellular component: cytosol. Gene Ontology annotation, molecular function: glucose-6-phosphate dehydrogenase activity; NADP binding.